This is a messenger RNA of Penicillium malachiteum, 2775 nucleotides long. It is a transcript of the gene farA, whose product is annotated as CeGAL family transcription factor. The transcript has 6 exons. Lineage: Eukaryota; Fungi; Ascomycota; Eurotiomycetes; Eurotiales; Aspergillaceae. The coding region runs from base 1 to 2775 and encodes 924 amino acids. The record is from RefSeq and is a predicted model, not a curated record. Gene Ontology annotation, biological process: DNA-templated transcription. Gene Ontology annotation, molecular function: DNA binding; zinc ion binding.
AUGAGCGCUAUGAUGGAACUUGAAUCCCAGACUGAACCGAUCGACCAUCCCAGCCCUGCGCCUAGUGCCACUGGUUCAACAGGAACCUCCGGCAUCACGGUGCGCCAUGGUCCUGGUGCUAACCCACUCAGUUUUAGAAGUCUAGGAGUCCCCUGCACAAAUUGUGUCGCCUUCUCCAUCGAAUGCAAGAUCCCGACCCCUAAGCGAAAGAAGAAUUCCUCAAAAUCCAAAGAAGAUACCCGAUAUGAUGAUAGCCCACCCCACACAGCAGCCUCCUCGUUAGUCGAUGCAGCCGUUGCUCAGUUCCGCCCCUCCAGCACCGAGGACUCCACCGACAAUGCACAGGUCGAUCAGCGAGGUCCAUCUCCGGAGUCAGAUCCGAAAGAUGAUGCAUUUGGAUACCGAAAGAGUCGCAUGGCUUCCGAUGGCAUGCCCAUCACUGCCCUGUCGGACGCAGAAGCGGCUCAACAGGCCUCGGCAGAUAACGCCUAUGCUCAAUUCAUGAAGCCCAAGUUCGCACGGGCACCGAUUAAGGAAGCUGGUCGGGUGGCAUAUCUCGGUGAAUCGUCGAAUCUAUCACUGUUAGUCCAGGAUCGCCACGGAACUACCGAUGUGGUGCACUACCCACUACCGCCGAAUAUCAGAGGGUCGCGCGCCCGAUUGACGGACUUGGAUAAUCUGGAGAUUGAAAUUCUACAUCAGCGAGGUGCAUUUCUGUUACCUCCCAAGCCACUCUGUGAUGAGUUGGUCGAAGCGUACUUUAAAUGGGUUGCGCCAGUUGUGCCGAUUAUCAAUAAGAGUCGGUUUAUGCGACACUAUCGCGAUCCGAAGAACCCUCCGUCGCUUCUUUUACUUCAGGCUAUUCUUCUAGCAGGUUCAAGGGUCUGCACAAAUCCUCAACUUAUGGAUGCGAACGGCUCGACUACGCCGGCUGCGAUGACCUUUUAUAAACGUGCUAAGGCGUUGUAUGAUGCUAACUAUGAAGAUGAUCGGGUUACUAUUGUUCAGGCUUUAGUACUACUAGGCUGGUACUGGGAAGGACCUGAAGAUGUAACCAAAAACGUAUUCUACUGGACUCGAGUCGCCAUGGUUGUGGCGCAGGGUUCAGGCAUGCAUCGCAGUGUGGAGACUUCGCAACUCAGCAAACCUGACAAGAGACUGUGGAAGAGGAUCUGGUGGACGCUCUUCACUCGAGAUCGUUCGGUUGCCGUGGCUUUAGGGCGACCCAUCGGAAUCAACACAGAAGAUUCCGAUGUCGAGAUGGUAACCGAGGAUGAUUUCAUUGAAGACGAGCUUGAUGUUGCAGCCGAAUAUCCGGCGGACCCAGUUCAUGUGCAGUUCUUUCUGCAAUAUGUCAAGUUGUGUGAGAUUAUGGGUCUGGUCCUUUCGCAGCAAUACUCUGUGGCAUCCAAAUCACGGCGUAUGAAUGCGAUGGACCUUACUCACUCAGAUAUGGCGUUGGCCGAUUGGCUGCAGAACUGUCCUAAGGAAGUCUGCUGGCAACGAUCUAAUCACCACUUUUGGGCUGCUCUUCUGCACUCGAAUUACUAUACUACACUCUGUCUCUUGCAUAGAGCUCAUAUGCCGCCUGCUUCCUCUGCGCCUAACAGCUACAGGGUUGAAGAAAUGGCUUAUCCAUCGCGCACUAUUGCGUUCCAAGCUGCAGGAAUGAUGACUGCUAUUAUUGAGAAUCUCCAUACUCAUGGCGAGCUUCGCUAUACUCCAGCAUUCAUUGUCUACAGCCUGUUCUCUGCUCUGAUCAUGCACGUGUAUCAAAUGCGUUCAUCAGUCCCAUCGAUUGUGGCGACCUGUCAAGAACGAAUUAAUGUCUGCAUGAGGGCGCUCAAAGACGUUUCCAAGGUAUGGCUUGUAGCGAAGAUGGUCAAUACGCUGUUCGAGUCUAUCCUUGGAAACAAAUUGCUGGAGGAACGACUUCAAAAGGCCGCAGGUAAACGACACCAGCGUCGGCCUCACGAUAAUUCCAAUGUGGCCGCUCCACCUCCCAGACGACCUGAUCCGCCCAAGCGUAAAUUUGACGAUAUGGACUUGGGUCUGCCUAACGGUGGACCUACACCUCCUGUGUCAUAUGAGCGAUCACGGCCCCAGACUCCAGCUGUUACCCCAUCUCGGGAAUUGAACCAGCCUCCACUUGGUCAUACAUCACCGAACGCCCACCGCGGCCUCGGAGACCCAAUCUCUGGACCCGGUAAUUCACGAAGCAACACACGGCCCACCACUCCUUUCAACGCUCAGUUCUCCCUCCCUGCUACACCUCCCGACUUCUUCCUUGUAACCCGUACCUCACCAAAUCUCUCCCCUUCUCUCUGGGAGAACUUCCAGCCCGACCAACUUUUCCCCGAUGGCACUGCUAUCUUCCCCGAAUUGACCUCCCCGCCUCCAGCUACCAUGGAUCCACAACUGCAAAUGCCCUCUGGUAUGCCAGGCCAACGCCCUAUGAUGGGUAAUCCAUCCCAGCAACAGGGCGCUGGACGCAACAUGUCUGUUUCUCAGGGUAGCCCGCAGAUGAUGUCUGGUGUUCCUGGUGGCAUGGGUAUGCAGCCAGGUACACAACAGAUGUUCGGAAUGGAAGGCCAGACCUGGCCAAUGCAAGGGAUGGAUGGGGCGAUGGGUGGACCAGCGCUGGACGCUGGCAGCCAAGAUGAUACAUGGAGCAAUAGUUCUCGCAGUGGACCAACUGCACCCACGACCUUGAAUGUGGAAGAUUGGUUUCAAUUCUUUGGUAUCAAUGGUGGCUUCGGCGAUUUGGCACAAUAG